GUACUGUAUGUAGGCUGGACGGAGGAUGGAGUGUGGAGAGGUGUGAGCCGGGGAGAAGAGCCUGAGAUGUUUUAUUACUGGAAUGAUCUGAAUGUGAAGAGAAAAUCUGGGUCUCUCCAGAUAUUCCUAAUUCUCAGUACCUGCCAUGCAUCAGAUACCCUGAAGUAGCUAUCCAGCGAGAGGCGAGACCCGCGCGGAGGGGAGAGAGGAAGGCUGCGACCGCCCUGCUGCUCCGAGCCCGGCCGGACUGGAGCCGAGAGGGGGUGAGGGGCCCCGACGAGGAAGCGGGAGGGGCUGGGCUUCCUGCCCUGCCUGCGGACAGCCCCUCCGAGAAGCCCACCGCCAGGCGGACGGCGCCUCUCCGCAGCCAGCCUUUGGAGCACCGCGAGCCGGGAGGCGAAGGAUGGUGGUGGCCCGGCCAGCCGGCUGCGGGGCAGCGCUCUGGCUCUGGAUUGUCGGCGGCGUCCUCUGCAGAGCCCGGACGGCGCCCGCCACGUCGCAAAAAUGUGAUGAGCCCCUGGUGUCUGGCCUCCCCCACGUCGCCUUCAGCAGCUCAUCCUCCAUGUCUGGGAGCUACUCUCCUGGCUACGCCAAGAUCAACAAGCGAGGGGGUGCUGGGGGAUGGUCUCCAUCAGACAGUGACCAUUACCAAUGGCUGCAGGUUGACUUUGGCAAUCGGAAGCAGAUCAGUGCCGUGGCGACCCAAGGAAGAUACAGCAGCUCGGACUGGGUGACCCAGUACCGCAUGCUCUACAGUGACACUGGGAGAAACUGGAAACCUUAUCAUCAAGAUGGGAAUAUCUGGGCAUUUCCUGGCAACGUCAACGCCGACAGUGUGGUCCGGCACGAUCUGCAGCGCCCGGUGGUCGCCCGCUACGUGCGCAUCGUGCCCCUGGACUGGAACGCAGAGGGGCGCAUCGGGCUGAGGGCCGAGGUCUACGGCUGCGCGUACUGGGCUGAUGUUAUCAACUUUGACGGCCAUGUUGUGUUACCGUAUAGAUUCAGAAACAAGAAGAUGAAAACUCUGAAAGACGUCAUUGCCUUGAAAUUUAAAACCUCUGAGAGUGAAGGGGUGAUCUUGCACGGGGAAGGCCAGCAAGGGGAUUAUAUCACUUUGGAACUGAAAAAAGCCAAGCUGGUCUUCAGUUUAAACCUAGGAAGCAACCAGCUUGGCCCCAUAUAUGGCCACACGUCCGUGAUGACAGGAAGUCUACUGGACGACCACCACUGGCACUCUGUGGUCAUUGAGCGCCAGGGCCGGACCAUCAACCUCACCCUGGACAGGAGCGUGCAGCAGUUUCGCACCAACGGGGAGUUCGACUACCUGGACUUGGACUAUGAGAUCACCUUCGGAGGCAUCCCCUUCUCUGGCAAGCCAAGCUCCAGCAGCAGAAAGAAUUUCAGAGGCUGCAUGGAAAGCAUUAACUACAAUGGCAUCAACAUCACUGAUCUCGCGAGAAGGAAGAAGCUGGAGCCGUCAAAUGUGGGAAAUUUGAGUUUCUCCUGUGUGGAGCCCUACACGGUACCUGUCUUUUUCAAUGCCACCAGUUACCUGGAGGUGCCCGGACGGGUUAACCAGGACCUGUUAUCAGUAAGUUUCCAGUUCAGGACUUGGAACCCCAAUGGUCUCCUGCUUUUCAGUCAUUUUGCGGAUAACUUGGGCUACGUGGAGAUCGACCUCACCGAAAGCAAAGUUGGUGUUCACGUCAACGUCACGCAGACCAAGAUGAGCCAAAUCGAUAUUUCCUCAGGUUCUGGGUUGAAUGAUGGCCAGUGGCAUGAGGUCCGCUUCCUGGCAAAGGAAAAUUUUGCUAUUCUCACUGUCGAUGGAGACGAGGCGUCAGCAGUUCGGACUAACAGUCCUCUUCAAGUGAAGACCAGCGAGAAGUACUUUUUUGGAGGUUAUCUGAACCAGAUGCAUAACUCAAGUCACUCUGUCCUUCAGCCUUCAUUCCAAGGCUGCAUGCAGCUCAUUCAAGUGGAUGAUCAGCUUGUGAAUUUAUCUGAAGUGGUGCAAAGGAGGCCAGGAAGUUUCGCGAAUGUCAGCAUUGAUAUGUGCGCCAUCAUAGACAGAUGUGUGCCCAAUCACUGUGAGCAUGGUGGGAAGUGCUCGCAAACGUGGGACAGCUUCAAAUGCACUUGUGAUGAGACGGGAUACAGUGGGGCCACCUGCCACAACUCCAUCUACGAGCCUUCCUGUGAAGCGUACAAACACCUCGGCCAGACGUCCAACUACUACUGGAUAGAUCCCGAUGGCAGCGGACCUCUGGGGCCUCUGAAAGUUUACUGCAACAUGACAGAGGACAAAGUGUGGACCAUAGUGUCUCACGAUUUGCAGAUGCAGACGACGGUGGUGGGCUACAACCCAGAAAAAUACUCGGUGACGCAGCUCGUUUACAGCGCCUCCAUGGACCAGAUCAGCGCCAUCACCAGCAGCGCUGAGUACUGUGAGCAGUACAUCUCCUACUUCUGCAAGAUGUCGAGGUUGUUGAACACCCCAGACGGAAGCCCUUACACCUGGUGGGUCGGCAGAGCCAACGAGAAGCACUACUACUGGGGAGGCUCGGGCCCGGGCAUCCAGAAGUGCGCCUGCGGCAUCGAGCGGAACUGCACGGACCCGCGGUUCUACUGCAACUGCGACGCCGACUACAAGCAGUGGAGGAAGGACGCUGGCUUCUUAUCCUACAAAGAUCACCUGCCAGUAAGCCAGGUGGUGGUUGGAGAUACUGACCGGCAAGGCUCAGAAGCCAAACUGAGUGUGGGUCCCCUGCGCUGCCAAGGAGACAGGAAUUACUGGAAUGCUGCCUCUUUCCCAAACCCAUCAUCGUACCUGCAUUUCUCGACUUUUCAAGGAGAAACUAGUGCCGACAUUUCCUUCUACUUCAAAACUCUGGUCCCCCGGGGAGUGUUUCUUGAAAAUCUGGGGAACACAGAUUUCAUCAAACUCGAGCUGAAAUCUGCCACGGAAGUGUCCUUUUCAUUUGAUGUCGGAAAUGGGCCAGUGGAGAUUGUGGUCAGGUCGCCCUCCCCGCUCAAUGAUGACCAGUGGCACCGGGUCACAGCGGAGAGGAACGUCAAGCAGGCCAGCCUGCAGGUGGACCGGCUGCCCCGGCAGGUCCGCAAGGCCCCCACGGAGGGCCACACCCGCCUGGAGCUCUAUAGUCAGCUGUUUGUUGGUGGUGCCGGAGGCCAGCAGGGCUUUCUGGGCUGCAUCCGCUCCCUGAGGAUGAAUGGGGUGACACUGGACCUGGAGGAAAGAGCAAAGGUCACGUCCGGGUUCAAAUCUGGGUGCUCAGGCCACUGCACCAGCUAUGGGGCGAACUGUGAGAAUGGAGGCAAAUGCAUAGAGAAGUACCAUGGAUAUUCCUGCGAUUGCUCCCACACAGCGUAUGAUGGGACAUUUUGCAACAAAGAUGUGGGUGCAUUUUUUGAAGAGGGGAUGUGGCUCCGGUAUAACUUCCAGGCGUCCGGGGUCGGUGCCAGGGAAUCGGGCGGCAAGUUGGAGAGCUCACCGGACCCCGCGGCCCCGGACCUGGCCCGCGAGGAGAUCCACCUCAGCUUCAGCACCACCAAGGCGCCCUGCAUCCUCCUCUAUGUCAGCUCCCUCACCCCUGACUUCCUGGCGGUGCUCGUCAAACCCACCGGAAGCUUACAGGUUCGGUACAACCUGGGUGGCACCAGGGAGCCAUAUAAUAUCGACGUUGACCACAGGAACAUGGCCAAUGGACAGCCUCACAGUGUUAACAUCACCCGUCACGAGAAGACCGUCAUUCUCAAGCUUGAUCAUUAUCCUUCUGUGAGUUACCAUCUGCCAAGUUCAUCGGACACACUGUUCAACUCUCCCAAGUCGCUCUUUCUAGGAAAAGUUAUAGAAACGGGGAAGAUUGACCAAGAGAUUCACAAGUACAACACCCCGGGAUUCACUGGGUGCCUCUCCAGAGUACAGUUCAACCAGGUUGCCCCACUCAAGGCGGCCUUGAGACAAACAAACGCCUCUGCCCACGUGCACGUUCAGGGCGAGCUGGUGGAAUCCAACUGCGGGGCCUCCCCGCUCACCCUCUCCCCCAUGUCGUCCGCCACCGACCCCUGGCACUUAGACCACUUGGAUUCAGCCAGUGCUGAUUUUCCGUAUAAUCCAGGACAAGGCCAGGCUAUAAGAAAUGGAGUCAACAGAAACUCGGCCAUCAUCGGAGGGGUCAUUGCCGUGGUGAUUUUCACCAUCCUCUGCACCUUGGUCUUCCUCAUUCGGUACAUGUUCCGUCACAAGGGCACCUACCACACCAAUGAAGCGAAGGGAGCAGAGUCAGCAGAGAGCGCAGACGCCGCCAUCAUGAACAACGACCCCAACUUCACAGAGACCAUUGAUGAGAGCAAAAAGGAGUGGCUCAUUUGAGGGGUGGCUCUUUGGCUGUGGGAUGGGGAGGGGGGAUUACUCGGAGGGAAAGGGACAGUAGCACCCUACUUCAUACUCCUGAGCACAUCCUUAAAAUAUCAGCACAAGUUGGGGGAGGCAAGCAACAGAAAGUCCCUGAGACUGAUUGCCACAAAAGAUACUUUUUGAUAUUUCUUUAUAGCUGAGUUUCCCCUUCUGUAUCAAAACAAAAUAAUACAAAAAAUGCUUUUAGAGUUUAAGCAAUGGUUGAAAUUUGUAGGUAAUAACUGUCUUAUUUUGUGUGUGUUUAGAGGUGUUCUAAAAACCCAUGGUAACAGGGCGCGUUUUCUACAUUUUUCAGAGCCCUUAGAAUUGGGGUAUUUUUUCUGGAGAAAAGCUGAUGCACGUACACAUGGCCUCCAGCAUUCUCUCUCCCUUCUGCAUAGAGUCAACCUCUAAUGGGCUAUUGGAGUAACUAGUUUGUGUUCCUAUGAUAUUAAUUUUGGUGUCCUGUGAAUUGGAAAAGGAAAGCAAGGGUCAGAGAGAACCUAUGAGUUGCCAGUUUUCAGAGACCUCCGUCUAUGCCAGUUCUCAGAGAGUUCCUGCCCUAAGCAGCUGAAGAGAGAGAGGGUGGGGCCAGCGUAAUUAGCACAGCCACGAGAAGCUUUAAGGGCCCGGGACGCAGUUUCCUGUUGGGGUUGUUGGUUUUAUUUUCCACUGGAUUCUACGAGAUAAUAUUGUCCCAUAUAUAGUCCUAGACUCAGCCAGUGUCAAUCCCUGGAGACCAGCUGUCACAAAAGACCUUCCCUCUGCUUUACCCACGACGAGUCGGGUUAAUUGUGCGCGUGUGAGCAGCUUGGGGGGGAUGCGAGCCAGAUGUGAGGGUUUGUUUGCUCCGUGUCUCCUGUGGUCGGUUAGCAAGAGCAUGGGGACCGUCUAGCGAAUGCGUGAGUUAGGUUGUGCUGCUUGUUCUGCUUUCCAUCCCUAGCUUUUAAGACCCUGUGACAAAAUCCUAGCAGACAGUGUCCCCUGAAUGGACGCACCAAAAUAAAGCCAG
Molecule: messenger RNA, 5429 nt
Organism: Vicugna pacos (alpaca)
Lineage: Eukaryota; Metazoa; Chordata; Mammalia; Artiodactyla; Camelidae
Source: RefSeq, a predicted model, not a curated record